Messenger RNA from Octodon degus (degu), 1556 nucleotides. RefSeq names its product septin 10 (gene Septin10). Gene Ontology annotation, molecular function: GTPase activity; molecular adaptor activity; GTP binding. The coding region runs from base 52 to 1359 and encodes 435 amino acids. The transcript has 10 exons. The record is from RefSeq and is a predicted model, not a curated record. NCBI's taxonomy places the organism in Eukaryota, Metazoa, Chordata, Mammalia, Rodentia, Octodontidae. Gene Ontology annotation, biological process: cytoskeleton-dependent cytokinesis. Gene Ontology annotation, cellular component: microtubule cytoskeleton; septin ring; cell division site.
CGCUAGGGUCGGGCCGGGGGACACCGCCGCUCGCUGCCCGCCCGCCCGGCCAUGGCCGCCACCGAUGACGCGCGGGGCGGGAAAAGAGAAAGUAUUCGUUCCUUGACUAUGUGUGGCCAUGUUGGUUUUGAGAGUUUGCCGGACCAGCUGGUCAACAGGUCCAUUCAGCAGGGCUUCUGCUUCAACAUCCUCUGUGUGGGAGAGACUGGAAUUGGAAAAUCAACACUGAUUAAUACAUUGUUUAAUACUAAUUUUGAAGAACAUGAAUGCUCACAUUUUUGCCCAGAUGUUAAACUUAAAGCUCAGACAUAUGAACUCCAGGAAAGUAAUGUUCGGUUAAAAUUGACCAUUGUGAAUACAGUGGGAUUUGGUGACCAAGUAAAUAAAGAAGAAAGCUAUCAACCCAUCGUUGACUACAUAAACGCUCAGUUUGAAGCCUAUCUCCAAGAAGAAUUGAAGAUCAAGCGCUCCCUCUUCAACUACCAUGAUUCCUGCAUCCAUGUGUGCCUCUACUUCAUCACCCCCACAGGCCACUCUCUAAAGACACUUGACCUCUUAACCAUGAAAAACCUGGACAGCAAGGUGAAUAUUAUACCAGUGAUUGCCAAAGCAGAUACAAUUUCUAAAAGUGAAUUACAGACGUUUAAAGUUAAGCUCAUGAGUGAGUUGGUCAGUAAUGGUGUCCAGAUAUACCAGUUCCCAGCAGACGAUGAGACCAUUGCCAAGAUCAGUGCCACAAUGAACGAACAUUUGCCGUUUGCUGUUGUGGGAAGUAUGGAUGAGGUAAAAGUUGGAAAUAAGAUGGUCAAAGCUCGCCAGUACCCUUGGGGUAUUGUACAAGGUAAACGAGUGGUACUACUUUGGGCAGAUGGCUUCCUCAGUCCUUCACUUCCGACCUGUAAAGCAGAAUAUCAGUGGUUAUUCUUCAGGAUUGCUGUGGGAAAUCGUGAACUCGAGGCGUCACCGGGGUCUGUUACUAGUAGCAGAUACUUCACAAAUGUUAAGUCGCUUCACUUCACCAGUCUUCAAGAGACCUAUGAAGCCAAAAGACAUGAAUUCCAUGGUGAGCGUCAGAGAAAGGAAGAGGAAAUGAAGCAGAUGUUUGUACAGCGAGUAAAGGAAAAAGAAGCCAUAUUGAAAGAAGCUGAAAGAGAGCUGCAAGCCAAGUUUGAGCACCUUAAACGAAUUCACCAGGAAGAGAGAAUAAAACUUGAAGAAAAGAGAAGAGUUUUGGAAGAAGAAAUAAUUGCCUUCUCUAAAAAGAAAGCUGCCUCUGACAUACUCCAGAACCAGUCCUUUCUGGCAUCAGGUAUUGGCAUGAAGAAGGACAAGGACCGCAAGAACUCCAAUUUUAUGUAAUGCAGGAGUUCUAGAGUGCAGAAGGCCGUCACAAGCAAGUGUUUUCAUUUGUCACCGUUGAUUCUAUACAUCUGGCACACAGUUACUGAUGUUUAUGGCAAAAUAUUUUCAAAUACAAGAUUAAUACACAAGCCAAAGUGGAUGACACUGCUUACAUAUUCACUAUUGUUAAAAAAUCUCUAGGUUGCCAUUUUGCG